GCAUCUUCCAGGGCCCAGUCGCGAGUCUUAGCCGCCAGAAGUCGGUGCUCUCCCGUCUCCAACCCAAGACGUCACGCGCCGCGUUUUCCCGCAUUUCCACGUCCGUGCCACCACCACCCCUCUUUUCAAGGCCAAACUAUCCCAUUUCAACCCUCUAAUUGCACUUGCGGAAAUUACGGAACCUACAAGUGCGGAUCGUGCCACGCCGAGAACUUUUGGAUCCUCGACAUUGACACGUUUUGACCAUCCGGAAAGACUUUUACAAGUGUCUUAUUAGGCGCAUUAUUUUGACGUCGAAAGUUUACAAUUAUUCGUUUAGCCUUCCUGUCUUUUCGAAGACUCUUUGGAAAUUGUGCUUCUGCGAGGAUUCCGAGAGUUUGCCUCGCUUCGACUGAUCUUGCAGAAUCUCGGUUCGUUUAACUGUGAAGUACGUGCCAUCAGUGGUUCUGAAGCUCCUUCCGCGGAAAGUCGAGUAUCGCUGUAAAAUGCGAGGAGUGACGCAUUGCAGCCGGUUGACUAUCGCGCGGUGAUGUAUGGCCGUGUCCUUACGAUGAGUGUUUUGAUAUGUUAAUGUACAGAGAUUGUUAGAAAUAACGGGAAAGUGUUGGAAGAACGAGUGAGUGCGAAUUACAAGAGGAUGGAGCUGAAAACUGUUUUGAUGCUCAUGGCGACUGUCUUCUAUCAGAUUACGAAAGUUGUCUCACAAGAUUAUGAUGUUUCAGAUAUCCAAUGCACAUUCAGUAGUGACACAGCACGAAGCGGCAAAGCACUAGUAGGAAUGAAAGAUUCGAUAUCGGCGCGGCUGAGGAAGCCCGAGGGAUUCAAGGGCUCGCCCCUGUUCGCCGAUGACAGGACAGUGGACCCUCUCAUGGAUCCCUUUUGCCAAAUAAGGCCAGAUCACACGGACCCCACGGGUCUCACCUACAACCUUCAUAUAUCGGAUUUCGCCCGGUGUGGUGUUCUCCGCCGCAAUGGGUUCGUGCACGUUCGAGUGUGGUUCCCGCAGUUCCCGGGCGUCGUCAUGAUGUCUGACCAGGAGCUAAUCAUCAUGUGCAAGCCGCCCGAGCCAACAGUCAUCCAAAACAAGGCGGCAGGAUUCGCCGGCAGUUUUCCACACGGUGCUCGGGUCUCGGGAGUAGUGGAGGAGACGCCAGGACGAUUAGAGUACGAGGUGGCGCUUUACAAAGAGGCUCCAGCCAGGCUGUCUAAUGUUUCAAGCAACGAACUACCCGUCGAUCAGGCAGUUCCCAUUGGAACUAAACUCCAGCUUAGAGCUCGCAUUAAUCCCCAUUCAGCGUGGAAGUUUGUGAAGCUUAUGGAGGUGACUGUUUCACCAGAUCCAGACAAUCCUCACGUGACCGGGAGUGUGGCGCUUGUGAAAGACGGAUGCCGCAAUCGAGAUUUUGCAACAAUCAUACCUCACCAGCCAGCGCGCUACAGAGACAGGCAUAACGAAGUGUUCUUAGAUUUCGAAGCUUUCCUGCUCAGCACGAUGAGGGAAAGAUCAACACUAUGGAUCCACUCUCAGAUCAAAGCUUGCAUGGAUUCAACAGACUGCCAGCCCGAAUACUGUUUGGAUCUGUUCGAGCCUUCCGGCCACGGCAGGAGGCGGCGGCGAUCGGUUAAUGACCUGCAAUUCGGCAAUAAAACGGUGAUCGGUCAUGAUGGCAACAAAACCGAAACGCAAUAUGCAAAAUUCCAGGAGAAUAUUGAGUACACAGUUCUCAUGCCAGGAGAUUUCUACCAUCGGGCGGUCUCCAUGGAGAACUCUUGCAGCACGUUCCUGAUGGUGUCGGCAACGCUAGGUCUGCUCCUUUUCCUGUCGGCAUUCAUUAUGUGUUACUUAGCGUCUCGGCUUCAGAGCGUCCUGUCGUCGCAGUACAACGCUACCAUGGGUAUCGACCAACUAGUCAGGGAGCACGCCAGGAAAAUGGGCCCCGAAUCAGUCUGCUACACCGGCAGGACCAUGUUCCAGUGAAAAUCCAUUCCGAGCCAAAAAGAGUAUGCAGAAACCUCGGAUACUGCCGCGCUACGGAGGAACCAGAGACAAGAGACCCUCCACUGAUCGCUUGGCGGCAGGUGGAAGCUUUCACUUUCGGGGAUUCAACAGUUUCUUAUGUGCAAUUAUAAGGUAGCAACAGUCAUCACCCUAAUUUCGGCUGUUGACCUACCUACAUGGUGGAUGAUGAGCUUCGGGUGCACGCAAAAAAAAGCGCCCUUCGUCACUCCUCCCGCGGUUGUCAUUUUCC
Bemisia tabaci is the source of this 2249-nucleotide messenger RNA. NCBI's taxonomy places the organism in Eukaryota, Metazoa, Arthropoda, Insecta, Hemiptera, Aleyrodidae. The record is from RefSeq and is a predicted model, not a curated record.